AUGCUGCAAAAUAUUCCCCUAUCCUUUGUCAAUCACAUUUAUGCACAUGUGUUCCAAGUUUAUUUUUGCUUGGAUUAUUCGUUCUCUGUUGGUUUGGAAUACCGGAAACAAGCGAAUCGAAUUACCUUGGCCACGUUACGUGAAGAUGGUCGCAAUCGCCGGUACACAAUGACCAAGUCAACAAGCAUAAUUUUCAUCCUACUGUUCUCAAUCAUCUUUCGUCUGGAACGUCGGCGCUUCUCCCUCGUCUUCGUCGUCUUGUUGAUCGCGGUCGGCCUGUUCAUGUUCUCCUAUGAGGCCGCUCAAUUCGAUCUGAUCGGAUUCUGUUUGGUCCUGUUCGCCUCGUUUCUGAGCGGAAUCCGAUGGACCACGGCUCAGUUGCUGUCCCAGAAAAAGGAGUGGGUCGAUCAGCUGGUCAAACAGAAGGGCGAGGUAAUGUGGAAAUGGGGGGGCGGGGCGAGUGUGCAGUGUAUGAAUUUGGCUAACCAGCGCGGUACACGCGUGAUUCUGUUCCAUGAAGAGGUCUCAGGAUAA
Molecule: messenger RNA, 534 nt
Organism: Echinostoma caproni
Lineage: Eukaryota; Metazoa; Platyhelminthes; Trematoda; Plagiorchiida; Echinostomatidae
Source: the annotation of a GenBank genome assembly